Molecule: messenger RNA, 1698 nt
Organism: Patiria miniata (bat star)
Lineage: Eukaryota; Metazoa; Echinodermata; Asteroidea; Valvatida; Asterinidae
Product: opioid growth factor receptor-like protein 1
Exons: 7
Coding region: 53-997 (314 amino acids)
Cellular component (GO): membrane
Molecular function (GO): opioid growth factor receptor activity
Source: RefSeq, a predicted model, not a curated record
UGACUCUGUAGAUGGAUCCAGCGCUAAUAAACUGUCGUCGGGAAAGGGAACCAUGCCCAAAUCGCAGAAAGGACAGAAACAAGGCGCUGCAACUUCAACACCUUCGAAGAUGAAGGCUACAGAUCCGGCCUCCCUCCCCGGAACAAGUGGUGGCUUCGUUGUCCGUGAUGGGUCAAAAAAGGGGGGAAGAAAUCGCAGCGAUGAUCGGGGAAAGAGUGAUCAUGCAAUCAGCGAUUCGGAGAGCGACACAUCAUCGGAUACGGAGCCGGUAACUCCGAGAAAAACCUGGUUGGGAUCAGUAUUUAGUUCGCCGAAAAGGCAGCAGGCCCGCACAACGUCGCCAUCUGCGUGGUGUGCACGAGACACAGAGGCCUAUCGUAACCGCUAUCCGAACAAGAGGGACAAUAAGAGCCUGAAUGACAACUGGAAGUUCUACAACAACGAGAUUGAAUCUAAGCCCAGAGGUACCUAUAUUGAUACAAUGCACGAACAUUGGUUUGGAGAUUAUAGCCUACUAGAAGAGCACCAUGGAUACAUUCAGUGGUUGUUUCCCAUCCGAGAGAUGGGAAUGAACCGGCAGGCACAGGAGCUUCAGUUGCAUGAGGCAGAGAGGAUAUGUAAGGAUCCGAAGUGCAGCGACCGCGUCGUUAAAUCCUACGAGUUGAUGCUUCAUUUUUGGGGAAUGCAUCUCGAAGACCGACAAAAGGGGAAGAUCGUACGAGGGGACAACUGGAAAGAGAGGUUCCGUAAUCUCAACAGGUCGUCCCACAACUACCUCCGGAUAACUCAGAUUCUCAAGUCGUUGGGAGAGCUCGGCCAUGAACGUCUGAAGCUUCCCUUCCUGAAGUUUGUUCUCCACGAGGCGAUCGUGGAGCGGACGCUAGCCAACGCCGAGAGGAGUUGCCUGCACUACUGGAUACACACACUGAGAGAUGACAAGCAACGAAAGUGGAUACAGAUUUACGCAGAUAACUUGCUCGCGGAAAGCAAGCAUUGAGUUGAGAUCCAUAAAUAGAAUCAUCUUACACCUAUUAGCACUUGUACUACAUUGUAUUACAUUGUGUUUAUUCACUGAUACAUCCAUAUAAAACCACAGAGUGUGUGAGCGGUUUUGGACGCUACAGUGAGUAAUCAGGCAAGGCAGUUUUGGGAAGUACAGGGAGUAACAGGCAGAGGGAUUUUGGGCAGUAAAGGGAAUAACAGGCAGGGCGGUUUGGGGCAGUACAGGGAGUUACAGGCAGGGCGAUUUAGGCAGUGCAGGGAGUAACAAGCAAGGCAAUUUGGGGCAGUACAGGGAGUAACAGGUAGGGCAGUUUGGGGCAGUACAGGGAGUAACAAGCAGGGCGGUUAAGGGCAGUUUAGGGAGUAAUAGGAAGGUUGGGACUAUCAAACCGGAAAAAAAGCUAUUGGAAUACUCGGUUGAUAAUUGAAUAUUGAAAUGUUUUGUAUAUUCGGGACAGAAGAAGAGUUUUUCUUAAGUUGAUUGAUUAAAACCCUCUUCUGAGAAUAAAUAUGAAAUUAUUGAUAGAUUUGUUCAUUUCAGUAAAUGUAAAUUUGGCUUUUAAUUUAAAAUUACUUCAGUCACAAGUAAAACCAAAUAUUAAAGUAUACAAAAAAUGUUUUAUUUUAAAGCAAAUUUUAAUGUGUAAUUAAAUGUACUUCAAUUUGCAGUUGAGCUCAAAAUAUUAUAAUAGAAUU